AUGGACGAAUUGGAGCACUUGUAUCCGAGGCGGAUAUGGACGUGGAUUGUGUGGCCUAUACUCGACUCUCUCAAUCUGGGCAAUCUGACACAGGGAGACCGGCUACCGCACAUCACCUGGUGUCCUACUGGUGCUCUCGCACAGCUGCCAUUGCACGCAGCCGGCAUAUACGACGAGCCAUACGGCCUGUACACGUAUGAUCUUGUGGUGUCCUCGUACAUCCCCUCGCUCUCAACAUUCGGACAUGCUCAUGGGGUGUCUUCUGAGUCGCGUCCAGCCCAUGGAGCGCUGAUAGUCACCCAACCCUCCACUCCCAACCUGUCAUCGCUCCCCGGCACGGUCGAAGAAGGUACUCGACUCCGAGAGAUCCUGGAGACAUCCGGAGUGAAGACGAUCUGGCUGAACGACCGCUCUGCGACCGUCAACGAAGUCCGCACGGCGAUGAAGGAGCAUCCCUGGGUACAUCUCGCCUGCCACGGCUCACAGAAAACCGGGGAUGCAACACGCAGUGCUUUCCACCUCUUCGACGGCGUCCUCACACUAUCCGACCUCAUGGGCAUCGUUGCCGAUGAUGCAGAGCUUGCAUUUCUUUCCGCAUGUGAGACCGCUGUAUGCGACAAAAAGACACCAGAAGAGUCGGCGCACUUUGGGGCCGGGAUGCUCGCGGUUGGGUACAAGGGCGUCAUCGUGACCAUGUGGUCAAUCCAGGACGCGGACACGCCCGUCGUGGUCGACGCGUGCUACAAGGACCUGCUGGCGUUGAGAAGCGGAGGCAAGCUCGGGCAAGGGGAGACAGGUGCAGCGUAUGCGCUGCAUGAGGCGACGAGGGUCCUGCGAGAGAAGAUGGGGGAGAGCAACUUGUUGCGCUGGGUUCCGUUUGUCCAUUUCGGCGUGUAG
Messenger RNA from Peniophora sp. CBMAI 1063, 897 nucleotides. The record is from the annotation of a GenBank genome assembly. NCBI's taxonomy places the organism in Eukaryota, Fungi, Basidiomycota, Agaricomycetes, Russulales, Peniophoraceae.